Brassica oleracea var. oleracea is the source of this 1269-nucleotide messenger RNA. Its product is annotated as mitogen-activated protein kinase kinase 5-like. NCBI's taxonomy places the organism in Eukaryota, Viridiplantae, Streptophyta, Magnoliopsida, Brassicales, Brassicaceae. The transcript has a single exon. Gene Ontology annotation, molecular function: protein serine/threonine kinase activity; ATP binding. The coding region runs from base 58 to 1041 and encodes 327 amino acids. Gene Ontology annotation, biological process: protein phosphorylation. Gene Ontology annotation, cellular component: cytoplasm. The record is from RefSeq and is a predicted model, not a curated record.
ACUCCAAAAGCACGAAUCAAACCCUACACGGCGGCUAUAUAUAUAAAGAGAGACACCAUGAAACCGAUUCAGCCCCCUCCUUCCCCGAUGAAGAACCGCUUCCGCAAACGUCCUGACCUCAGCCUACCACUCCCUAACCGCGACGUAGCCCUCGCUGUACCUCUCCCCCUCCCUCCUCCUCCCUCCACCACCUCCGCGCCAGCGUCAGGCUCCGCCAUCUCCGCCGCGAAAAGCUUGUCCGAGCUAGAACGUGUCAACCGCAUCGGAAGCGGCGCAGGAGGAACGGUUUAUAAAGUGAUCCACCAUCCGACUUCGAAACUCUUCGCUCUCAAGGUGAUCUACGGUAACCACGAAUACAACGUAAGGCGACAGAUCUGUCGCGAGAUCGAGAUCUUGCGAAGCGUCGAUCACGCCAACGUCGUGAAAUGCCACGACAUGUUCGACCACAACGGGGAGAUUCAAGUCUUGCUCGAGUUUAUGGACGGAGGAUGUCUCGAGGGAGUGCACGUGUCGCGAGAGGAGGAGCUCUCGGACAUGUCACGGCAGAUUCUCAGCGGGUUGGCUUAUCUCCACCGUCACCAUAUCGUCCACCGCGACAUCAAGCCGUCGAAUCUUUUGAUCGACUCGGAGAAGAACGUUAAGAUCGCUGAUUUUGGAGUGAGUAGGAUCUUGGCGCAGACCAUGGAUCCUUGUAACUCGUCGGUGGGAACCAUUGCUUACAUGAGCCCCGAGAGGAUUAACACUGACCUGAAUCAUGGACGUUACAACGGUUACGCUGGAGAUGUGUGGAGUCUUGGUGUUAGCAUUUUGGAGUUUUACUUGGGGAGGUUUCCUUUUGCUGUGAGUAGACAAGGUGACUGGGCGAGUCUGAUGUGCGCCAUUUGUAUGUCUCAGCCGCCUGAAGCUCCGGCGACGGCGUCUGAGGAGUUUCGUCACUUUGUGUCUUGUUGUUUGCAGAGUGAUCCUCCCAAGAGAUGGUCUGCGCAACAGCUUCUGCAGCAUCCUUUCAUACUCAAAUCAACCAGAGCUCCGGCGUCUUAGUUUUUGCUUUCCCGUUUUGCCCUUGUCAUCUUUUUUUUUUUCCCUAUAUUCUUUUGCUUACAUAAGUUUUGUGGUGAUUGUGAUUAGGGUAAUGAUUUGAUUGGCGAAGAGACACAGUUUUGAGUCUUGUCAUGAAUGAAGAUUGAGUUUGCAUGGCUUGUAGUAGCUUUAUUAUUAUCAUUGUUUCACAUCUUCCAUUUGUUUUAAACUAUCAUUAAUAAAGCUUCU